Ostreobium quekettii is the source of this 570-nucleotide messenger RNA. Lineage: Eukaryota; Viridiplantae; Chlorophyta; Ulvophyceae; Bryopsidales; Ostreobiaceae. The record is from the annotation of a GenBank genome assembly.
AUGGCCACUGAAUCAGAGACCGCGGCUCAGCCGCGGGGCCCCACCGUCCAGGGCGAGCGCCUCCCUGUCGGUAGCCUGGAGGGCGAGGAUGCCUUCGAGGAGUCAUCCCCAUUUGAGUGCAACAUCUGCCUGGAUCUGGCAAAGGACCCCGUGGUGACGCUGUGCGGGCACCUGUACUGCUGGCCUUGCCUCUUUCGAUGGAACCAGUCGCUGCAGUCCCAGGCUGGCGGUAACAACGACAAGUGCCCUGUAUGCAAGGCCAACAUGGACGUGAGCGAGGUGAUUCCCAUCUACUGCCGGCAGGCGGAAGGCCAGGAGGCCCCGGAAGGAAGGCAGCCUCUGCCGCCUCGACCUGCAGGCCAGCGGCCAAAGGUUGCUGCUCGAUCUCUGGCAUCGUCCUUUGGAGUUGGCCAGUCCAGCCCCCAGCCUGGCUUCCUGGGCCUCCUAAUCGGGAUCAACGGGGGAGGCCACGGGUCCGCCAUGACGCCCGAGCAGCAGCACCAGGCAUUUCUGUCCCGGCUAUUGCUUCUCCUCGGAUCCUUUGUGAUCCUGUGCCUUCUGCUAUUUUGA